Messenger RNA from Asterias rubens (European starfish), 447 nucleotides. RefSeq names its product anther-specific proline-rich protein APG-like. The record is from RefSeq and is a predicted model, not a curated record. The transcript is spliced from 2 exons. Lineage: Eukaryota; Metazoa; Echinodermata; Asteroidea; Forcipulatida; Asteriidae. Bases 1 to 447 code for a protein of 148 amino acids.
AUGGACUGGUCCCAAUCAGUGAUGCCUCAUCCCAAACCAUCCCCCAAGUUCCCCUCUCAACGCGUCCAUCCCAUCGCCCCAAACCCUCAUCCCAAACCAUCCCCCCGAAGCCCUCAUAUCAACAAGUCCAUCCCAUCGCCAAAAGCCCUCAUCCCAAACCAUCCCCCUAAGCCCCCAUCUCAACGAGUCCAUCCUAUCGCCCCAAGCCCUCAUCCCAAACCCGCCCCCUUAGCCCCCAUCUCAACGAGUCCAUCCCAUCGCCCCAAGCCCUCAUCCCAAACCCGCCCCCUUAGCCCCCAUCUCAACGAGUCCAUCCCAUCGCCCCAAGCCCUCAUCCCAAACCAACCCCCCAAGCCCACAUCUCAAAUAGCCCAGCCCAUCACCAAAGUCCUCAUCCCAACUCCUCCAGCCCAUCACCAAAACCAUCACCCUAAGCCCUCAUCCUAA